GGCAAUUCGCAAUCCGCAAAUCGCAACUUCUAUUGCUCCAAGCCGCAACGUAUUCCAGUCCGCCUUUUCCCAAUUUAAUCGUCAUCGACAGAAGCAAGCUGACUAGAAUGGCUCCGAUGUUCCCUCGCGCUGCAUUGGCUAUUCUCCUCGCUCUUGCUCUUGGAGCGCUGCUCCCUCCGUCCGCCCUCUCCGCUCGCCCCGGUCUGGGAGUUCGCGCCAAGAUUCUGGCCUCCCUCCAUGGCAGGCUCUCCACAUCGUGUGCGGCACUCAACGCACGCAUUGGUGGCACCAGCAGCCUUGUUGGAGCCAAUGUGGGCGGCACGGCUGACAUCAGCAUCCUCAGGAGGGGCGCGUCGGUGUAUCUCUCUUACAAGAUCACCGCGCAGGGACUGACUCAGCGCCCCUCCUCUACCCCUGCCAUCAUCACCCGCAACCCCUGCUCCCCUUCCUCCUCUUCCUCCUCCUCCACCACCUCUUCCUCUCCUGCUGUUUCCGCAUCUGCCUCGCUCUCUGGCGAUGGCUCCCUGAGCGCCUCCCCCUCUCCCACCCCCGGCGCCACCGGCUCUGGCUCGCUCUCCACCUCCACCUCUCUCCUCAACUCCUCCCUCCAAGCAACCACGGCUGCCGGCGCUGGAGUCUCCCUCUCCCCCGACGGUUCUCUCUCAGGCGCGGGCGGUCUUUCCGCCUCCACCAACCUACUCAACACCUCAGCGUCUGCUGCUGCUGCUGCUGCCAGGGCUGACGCAUCCCUCCCCAAAGGCACUGCCUCCGGCUCUGGCUUUGUCUCUGCCUCCACCGGUCUCCUCAACACGUCUGCAGGUGGUGGCGCCACUGUUGGCGCUUCCCUUCCCAACGGCACAGUCGCAGCAGCAGGCGGUAUCUCUGCCUCCACCGGUCUCCUCAACACGUCUGCAGGUGUGGGAGCAGGAGUGGGCGUGUCUCUCCCCAACGGCACUCUCUCCGGCUCUGCCUCCCUCGAAACCUCCUCCCCUCUCCUCAACACCUCAGCUGGCGCCGGCGCUGGUGUCAACGCAGGCUCGGGAGGCGUCCAAGCCAACGUCGGAGGGUCGGCGAACCUCGACCUCUCCCCGACUGGCCUUGCUUCGGGUGUGGGUGGGGUUCUUUCCGGUGUGGGUGGCGCCGUGGGGAAUGUGGUCGGCUCGGCAGGGAAGGCUGCAGGCUCGGUGGUAGGCUCGGUGGGCAAUGUUGCAGGCUCGGUGAUUGGUACUGUGGGUAAGGUGGCAGGCUCGGCAGGGAAAGCGACGGGCUCGGUGAUUGGCUCGGUGCCUUCUUUUCUGUCUCCCCUGGUUGCUCUGCCUGGUGCGUGGGUGACGGCAGCAAUCGAUGCUAAUGCCAACACCAAUGCUGCUGCCCGUGCUGCUGCCAGUGGUGCUGCUGGUGGUGCUGCAGCAAACGUGUAUGCGAUGGUGGGAGAGACGCGCAUCUCUGCUGAUGUCGCCUCGUCUCUCCUCGCUCGCAUCUCCUCCGCCUCCUCCGCGCCCCUCUCUCUCUUCCUCCAUCUCAACAGCCAGCUCAAUCUCAUCGCCUUUCUGGAGUAAUCCGGGCUUGGCUAGUACAGCAAUACGGCCUGGGCAUUGCCAGUAGGGGUUUGACGCGAGGAGGAAAAGCGAGUCAAGGAAGCUUUGAUUUGAUGAUAUAGUGCCGGGUGUGCAGGCACGUUCAACUUGAUGGAAUGUGCCUCCCUUGCCUUGAGGGGCGGGUGGCUGGUCAGAUCCCGCGACAUCCGAGACUGGUGGGGUUAGCUGAGGUUGGUGGGGCAGGCAGGCAGGCAGGCAGGCAGGCAGGCCGGCACUUUGUAUCAAGUU
Closterium sp. NIES-67 is the source of this 1826-nucleotide messenger RNA. The record is from the annotation of a GenBank genome assembly. Lineage: Eukaryota; Viridiplantae; Streptophyta; Zygnematophyceae; Desmidiales; Closteriaceae.